AUGUAUAGGAUUGAAAGCAAUUAUUGUGGUUCCCCCCUAAGCGCUGUUCUCUGUCAGCUAUGUGCACCUGAGAAAUCUCAUUCCCACAUCUGUCUGCUCCAGAUUCUGCUGGGGGAGCUCGCAUCCUUCUUAACUAAACCUGAGGCUACGCAGGAGAAGACAAUUGUUACGGCUGACUGCUGCUAUUUCAACCCACUGCUGAGACGCAUAGUCCGCUUCCUUGGUGUGUAUUCCUUUGGCCUUUUUACCACCACCAUCUUUGCCAAUGCAGGGCAGGUAGUGACAGGAAACCAGACACCUCAUUUCUUGUCUACUUGCCGCCCGAACUUCACAGCACUGGGCUGCCAUUCAGCGCUGCAGUACAUCACGGAGCGGCGAGCGUGCACCGGGAACCCUUACCUCAUCACCUCCGCCCGCAAAUCAUUCCCCUCCAAGGACGCGGCGCUGAGUAUGUACUCAGCUGUCUAUACAGUGAUGUAUAUAACUCUGGUAUGGAAGACUAAAGGCACAAGGCUGACCAAACCCACUCUCUGUCUGACUUUCCUCUCAUUGGCUGUUCUGGUGGGCAUCGUGCGUGUAGCUGAGUACCGUAACCACUGGUCUGAUGUUCUAGCUGGAUAUCUCACUGGAGGAGCCAUCGCCGCUUUCCUGGUCACAUGUGUGAUCAAUAACUUCAAGCAGACCCAGUCUCAGCUGCCACCCUUACCGCCCCCUGUGCACCCUCCACGCCCGGAGCCCUCGCUCAACGUGCCCAUGGUGGCCAUGCACUGUGUAGAGAGUCCACUCGAAAACAGGUUCCAGGGGUUUUGUACACAGGCAUCACAUGACCAUCAGCCAUACCUGGCCCCCGCCCCUCCCGAUGUCCUCAUCCACUCACGUCGCUACAUCUCCAGUGCAGUCUAGACAUGCCUUCAGAAUAUUCUACCUGCGCUCGCCCUAGACCCUCUCUCACAAGAUCAUACUCCACUCAGGUCUAGGGGCUCCCCGUACUCUGCUGCCCCCUACUGACU
Carassius carassius (crucian carp) is the source of this 1010-nucleotide messenger RNA. RefSeq names its product phospholipid phosphatase related 2b (gene plppr2b). Gene Ontology annotation, molecular function: phosphatidate phosphatase activity. The record is from RefSeq and is a predicted model, not a curated record. Lineage: Eukaryota; Metazoa; Chordata; Actinopteri; Cypriniformes; Cyprinidae. Gene Ontology annotation, biological process: signal transduction; phospholipid metabolic process; phospholipid dephosphorylation. The coding region runs from base 1 to 903 and encodes 300 amino acids. The transcript has 6 exons.